CUCUCUAUCUCUCCACCUCUUUGUCUCUCACACCUCUCUCCUCUCUUCAUUCCCACCCAGCCCACAGCAUAACCGCUCUAAAAUACAGCAAAUGAAAACAAUUCAAACCAUUUACCCCACACGGGAAUCGUUUUAUCUUUUGAAGUGUGUUUUAUGCAUAGAGCCGUCUAAAGUUGAUGGGUUGAAGUGAGAAGAUGACUUGCUUCAGGACAGUGAUCGUGAUACUUGGUUUAUACACCUGCUUUCAGGAAACAUGUGGUUCUGUUCUGGGCCGGCCGCGUCUGGUUGGUCCGUUGGAUGCCCUGGUUCGCACUGUAGAAGACUUCCAUUGUAGCAUUCAGAAUAACCCUGUAAACGAGUCCAUCCUCUACCAGAUAUUCAGAGACGAGAACCGGUCCAAGGUCUUGGGGUUCUACAGUGCUCUCUCGGGACAGGUGGCCGUAAUCCCGCUGUACAUCAUUCCUUCCUACGAGGGGUACCUGGUGUGUGUGGCCAGCAUCCAGAACAACACAGAUGUGCAGCCCAGCGUCAGCCCCAGACAUCACCUCAGAGUGGUCGUCCCGGUGGAUGGAGCAGAGGUGGUGGUCAAGACGGGGUCCGCGGAGAUCCUGGAAGGCCAGACACUGUCCCUGCUCUGCAGGAUCUCCAAAGGGAACUACGUGUCUUACCAUUGGCUGGUGGACAGGAAGCGCCUCCCCCAGCCUUCUCCGUACCACCACCGGAACGAGGAGCUCAUUAUCCACAGGGCUGUGCCCCAGGACAGCGGAGCCUACAGCUGUGUCGCCACCAACCAGCUCAACGCCACCCAGACCUACAUCUCCCAGAGCAAACCCCGGAAUAUCAUGGUCAAAGUUGAUUUAAGGACCCCACCCUCUCCGUCCUCUCCUCUCUCAGAGCUUGUGUCGGAACCAGAGCUCUCCUUCACAAUGAUGAGGGAAGGGACCUACUUCGCUCUCGUCAAGUGUGAAUCCCUCAAGGGAACCCCGCCCAUCACCUUUUCCCUCUACAACGGGACAGAGCUAGUCGACAACGAGACCGUCGAUGUGCGGCAAUUCAGCUUUCCCAUUACAGUGGACCUGGAACGUCACAUGGGCUGGCUUCAGUGUCAGGCUGAGAACGGAGACAGGGUGGUCCACAGCAAAUGGGUUCCUAUGCACGUCGUUCCAGUAGGGGGCGCAGUGUGGAUGCACUUUGACACCAGCGUGGGAGAGAACUUCUCCAUUGUGGGUCUGAGGUUCUAUUGUUCGGUGGAGAGGGGAACCUCUCCGCGGUACCGCUGGUUCCUCAAUGGAACUGCCCUAGAGGACAGAGGGGACUUCUACUGGGUGGAGCCCCAGCCAAAGCAGUCCAUUCUGCUGCUCUCUGUGGGGAGGGAAAGCAGCGGAACGUACCAUUGUGAGGUGUCGAACAGCUUUGAUAACCAAACAGGGAUCCGCAGUGAGAAGAAGUACAUUGACAAAGAAGUGCUGAACCAGCUCCCUUUGACCGUUAAGGCUGUUGUCUUUGGCUGUUUCCUGUUUUUGGUAUCCUUGGUGACCACCUGUUGUUUCAUUGGAUGCUUCUACCGUAACAAUCAGUGUCAUGUUGAAAAGUCUAUGUUGGAUCUCAGGCUUGGUCUGGAGAUGCACAAAAUAAUGGCGGCUGAUAAUAAUGACCAUGACGCCAUCCUCCUGGGUCACCCAUGCUUUAUGGUGGCAGAGUAUGACAACAAAGUGGAUGAAAAGGAGUACAUGGAGGGUGAGGAACUGGUGAGAGCUGACAAAGACACUUAUUCAGAUCAGGGGGAAUCAGACUCGAUUGAUGAGUGGCCAGAGAUACAGCAGGAACUGAAGAAGACCUUGGAGGACGAAGAUGAUCUGCUUGAUGAGCCCUGAGAGAGAGAGAGAGAGAGAGAGAGAGAGAGAGAGAGAGAGAGAGAGAGA
Molecule: messenger RNA, 1922 nt
Organism: Esox lucius (northern pike)
Lineage: Eukaryota; Metazoa; Chordata; Actinopteri; Esociformes; Esocidae
Product: Fc receptor-like protein 3
Exons: 13
Coding region: 195-1874 (559 amino acids)
Biological process (GO): cell-cell adhesion; cell surface receptor signaling pathway
Cellular component (GO): cell-cell junction
Molecular function (GO): cell adhesion molecule binding; transmembrane signaling receptor activity
Source: RefSeq, a predicted model, not a curated record